Messenger RNA from Purpureocillium lilacinum, 1848 nucleotides. The record is from RefSeq and is a predicted model, not a curated record. NCBI's taxonomy places the organism in Eukaryota, Fungi, Ascomycota, Sordariomycetes, Hypocreales, Ophiocordycipitaceae.
AUGCGCCUCAGCUCUGUCUUACUGGCACUCGUUGCCUCGGUCUGGGCGGCGACAGUUCGAGAGACCUUGCGACUCUCGUGGGAAGAUGGCGCACCGAACGGCCAAUCCCGGAAGAUGAUCUUCACCAAUGGCCAAUUCCCUGCGCCUCCGCUGAUACUCACUGAGGAUGACUAUGCAGAAAUAACUGUCGUCAAUGACAUGCCACGCAAUGUCACGAUCCAUUGGCACGGACUAGCCCAACCUGGCACUCCCUGGUCCGACGGAGUGCCAGGACUGUCGCAAAAGCCGAUACUGCCAGGCGAAGUGUUCGUGUAUCGCUUCAAGGCGACACCUGUGGGAACGCAUUGGUACCAUUCGCAUGAGCGCAUGUCCCUCACCGAUGGAUUGUACGGCGCCAUAUGGAUAAAGCCAAAGAAAGAUCCGACCGGGCUCUGGGCUCAGAUCAGCGAUGAUCCGAAAGACAUCAAGGCCAUGGCCAAAGCUGCAGCUAACCCGGAGCUGAUCGUCGUCUCGGAUUGGUCCAGAUACACGUCCGAGGAGUAUUGGAAAGCUAAUGAAGAAUCGGGGCUGCAGAUCUUCUGCCUAGACAGCAUUCUGAUCAAUGGCUUCGGCGAACUUUACUGUCCGCCUAUAGAGCUGCUCAUCAAUCAGACGCAGCCUGACAUUGCAAGAAUCGCAUUUCCCGAUACACACGUCUCCGAUAAAGGAUGCUUCCCUUUCCGAACACCGAUCCAAGGCGGACCCUGGAACUACACGGCACAACCCGAUCUCAUUCCUCCUCACAUGGUUGAUGGCUGCGUUCCGUCUACUGGGCGAAAUGCUACAUUUGUGGUCGACCCGGCCAAGCGCUGGGUGAGCCUGAACCUGAUCUCGGCCGCAACCGUCGCGCAGUUUGUUUUCGCGGUCGAUGGUCAUGACUUCUGGAUAUACGAAGUGGACGGCAAUUUUGUCACCCCGCGCAAGUUCGUCACCGCGACCAUGUCGGCAGGCGAGACGUACUCGGUCAUGAUGCGUCUGGACAAGCCUCCCGGCGUGUACAAGAUGCGCGUGCCAGAUUCCGGAGCCACGCAGGUCAUCUCCGCGUUUGCCGACCUUGUAUACAAGGGUGCGGAGCACAAACAGAGGACGGAGGCGACGCAAUACGUGACAUAUGGUGGCUUGUUCCCAUCUCUUGAGAUCAAGAACAACAGCUUCACGCCCUACGAGUUCGAGGGCGAUCAUAUGGCUCCGUGGCCCCCGAGCAUACACCCGCGACCCGGCCCCGCAGACGAGGAAUAUCUUCUCAUCAUGGGACGCCUCUAUAAUUCGACAAGCUACACAAUGAAUGCGACCUACAUGUACCCUAUCAACUUCCAGGCAGACCGCCCACUUCUUUUCUACCCAAAUGCCACCAUAGGUACGCCCGACGAAAACCUCGUCAUUCGCACAAAGAAUGGCUCCUGGGUCGACCUGAUCUUGCAAGUAUCCACUCUUCCAGGUGAUCUUGCCGCGUUUGAGCACUUCAUGCAUAAACACGGAAGCAAGACGUGGCGUGUGGGCUUUGGCCACGGCAUUUGGAACUACAGCAGCGUUGCGGAAGCCGUGGCAAAACGGCCCGAGGACUUUAACUUCGACAACCCGGGCUACAGAGACAGUUGGCUGACCCAGUUCUCUCCUGUCCCCGAAGGCGGAUAUUGGAGUGUGUUCCGCUAUCUGUCGGACAAUCCUGGCCCGUGGAUGUUUCACUGCCACAUUGAGCUGCAUCUCAUGGGCGGCAUGUCUGUUGCAAUUCUAGAUGGUGUCGAUGUCUGGCCGGACGUGCCGCCGGAGUACAGCUACCAAAUCGGCGGCGGGGGCUGUAAGAGGUGA